AUGAAAACGCUUCCUGUGAAGUCCUUGCUUCAGUUCCGAACAGUCUCUAAAGCAUGGAAGUCUCUCAUCGACAGCCCUCGUUUCAUUGCUCGUUACAGCAGCCAACGACAUCAUCUACUUGUAAGCUAUAACGAUGAAUCACAUCGCAGUAAGAAAAAGUUCGUUUCUCUUGUAGACGAUGAGACUUUCCCACAAAAGAAAGUUUCCCUUACACUUCCUCAAUGUGUUGCAAUGCUUCUUACGCCUACCAUUAUCGGCACUUCUCACGGCUUGUUUUGUUUGUACGGUGAUCGUCAUCUUCUUGUGCCGCGUGGUGGCAAGGCUGUUAUUUGGAAUCCUUCCAUUAGAAAAGCGGUUGUUGUUCAUGUGUCUACUGACCCUAAGAUUGUAGAGAUAUCUAGAACCGUUGUAGGUUUUGGGGUUUGUCGUGAGACUACUGACCCUAAGAUUGUAAACAUUAGACACGGUACGAAUGUGUUAGGUUUACGUUGCGUCCAAGUUGAGGUUUUUACGGUAAGCACAGGGGCGUGGAGAACUCCAUAUAGCAGCAAUCUCCCUCGGACAUCAGUUUACGUAAAUGAAGAGAGUGUGGUAGUUAUAUACGGAGUUCUUUAUUGGCUUGCUACUGAUAAGAUUACUAAGGAUGGUGGAUCUAGGUAUAAUCAGUUGAUUGUUUCUUUUGAUAUGACAAGUGAAGAGUUUAAAGAAAUAAACCUCCCGGAUAGUUUAGCAUAUCGUUUUCCUAUGUCAAUUAAUGAGCUGAGGGGGUCUCUUGUUGUGCUUGAACGCGGUGUAGACGCAAGUAAUCCAAUUUUCCGUGUAUGGAGGAUGGAGGAGGGUGCUCCAAAUUCGAAGACAGGUGAACUUAUAAUUGAGAUUUCUUCAAAUGAUAAUGAGCUUGAUGAAUCACUUGCGGUUCAUGAACUCAACUCGAAUUCUAUCAAUAAUAUUGGGGUUAGCGGAAAAGCAUCCUUGAGGUGCUUGAUGCCGGUUACCCGUGAUGGCGGCGUUAUCUUCGGGGUGGCGUCAGGUCACGAGAUGUGGAUUACUAGUGAUGGCGGCGUUACCUUCGGGGUGGCGUCAGGUCACGAGAUGCGGGUUAUUUGUGAUGGCGGCGUUACCUUCGGAGUGGCGUCAGGUCACGAGAAACAUCACUGA
This is a messenger RNA of Helianthus annuus (common sunflower), 1158 nucleotides long. Its product is annotated as F-box/kelch-repeat protein At3g06240. The record is from RefSeq and is a predicted model, not a curated record. Bases 1 to 1158 code for a protein of 385 amino acids. Lineage: Eukaryota; Viridiplantae; Streptophyta; Magnoliopsida; Asterales; Asteraceae. Gene Ontology annotation, molecular function: protein binding. The transcript has 3 exons.